AUGUCCAACCUCCCCCCUCUCACGCAACCCACACCUCCCUCCAACACCCUCAUCAUAACCGACCUGAACGACAUUCUCCUCUUCCAACCCGACUCCCUCGCCAACCUCAAAGCCUAUCUCGAGUCUCUGGCUCCUCUCAACUCCUUCUCCCCCCUCCCCUCCCUCCGCCGCAUCCUCUGCUCUUUCCACACGGACUCCGACGCUCUCCGCAUCCGCAAACUCCUAACUGGCGCACCACUGCUCAACCGCCCUAUCAUCCCCAAGAUCUACUUUGGCGAACCUACUCCCAUCAUGGACGACCUUGAGUCCCGCCCUAAACUCCUAGAGGCCCCCCAAGUCGACAAGCUCUUCUUCAUCUCACCGCCCCCCUCCCCGCCCCACGGCUGGGUCAUGCGCCAAGAAGAUCCCCCGAACAAGGAAGUCCACGCCAGUGAUCUCGCCCAGGCUUUGGCCAAGUUGAAGACCGAGCAGUCCGGUGUCGAGGAAGCAGCGACGGGAGUGGUGGUGUCAUCUAUCGAACAGCAGCAACAACAACAGCCGGGUACUCCGAUGUCCAUGACUUCGGACAAGAGGACGAGCAGUUGGCCCGUGGCCCUGUCGCAGACGCGCAGCCGCAGCAGCACACUCAUCUACCACCCCGAGGACCACGGAGGUAGCCCCAACUUGCCUGCUGUCAUGGUCGAGGACACCAGCGCUUCCCCAGAUGAGGAUAUCGAUAUGGACAUGAGCCCCAUCGAGAUGUCGGUCAAGAAGAUGCCGCCCAAGACUUCACGGCCCCCAGUGGAGCUGAUGGGGGGUAUCUAA
This is a messenger RNA of Aspergillus vadensis CBS 113365, 804 nucleotides long. It is a transcript of the gene cbpA, whose product is annotated as putative calcineurin binding protein. Gene Ontology annotation, molecular function: calcium-dependent protein serine/threonine phosphatase regulator activity; nucleic acid binding. Gene Ontology annotation, cellular component: nucleus; cytoplasm. Gene Ontology annotation, biological process: calcium-mediated signaling. The coding region runs from base 1 to 804 and encodes 267 amino acids. Lineage: Eukaryota; Fungi; Ascomycota; Eurotiomycetes; Eurotiales; Aspergillaceae. The transcript has a single exon. The record is from RefSeq and is a predicted model, not a curated record.